Molecule: messenger RNA, 8427 nt
Organism: Bursaphelenchus okinawaensis
Lineage: Eukaryota; Metazoa; Nematoda; Chromadorea; Rhabditida; Aphelenchoididae
Source: the annotation of a GenBank genome assembly
AUGAUCACUAAACUUUUACUAACCCUACUAAUCCACCUCGUUUAUGGGUCGAACAACUUGUUGUACAAGGAUGGAGAUACGUAUCUGUUACCGGCACAGAGGAAGUGUAAGUAUUUUGAUAUUUGAUUGAUUUUGAUUGGCACGAAGGUUCAGCUGGUAUGGGGUUGUUUAGGUGGUUAAUAUUAGGCGAAUUCUGGGUCAAAUUUGAUGCUUCCAAGUUUAAAAAGCUUGUAGAGAAGCUAGUCUUGCUUAUUUUAAAUAGUUAAACUCAUAGUAAAUAGUUUAAAAAUUGAAACGAAGCUGUGGCACAUCUGGUGGUCAUGAAUAAUAUAAUUUUGAUUGUUCCUUCUAUUCUGUUGCGUGAAACCCGUUAACUUUUGAUUGUUAUAGAAAGAUAAUGUUAUUUAGUAUGUUACUUUUUUAGAAAAAAUUAUUUUAUGUGUUUAUCUUAGUUAUAUAAUGGCAAUAAAAGUCAAAUAUAGGUCUAUUUCUUUUAAAAUCUGAAGAUUUUUGGUAUUAACUGGCUUUUUUUGCCUUAAAUCGCUUAUAUUUAAUAAAUAUAUGUCUACUAACAUCAAAAAAGCAAAAAAAAAACAUCUAACACUACUAAUGCUAUCUAAUUUUUACAGGGACAGUUAACGAUCAGGAAGGCAAGUUAACAGAGCUGGUUUUGUGCUGUUAAUUGUCCUUUUGUUACCUAAAUUUUGUUUUUAUUACCCAGAAAUCAUUGUGUUUAUCCUUUGUUGUGUUGUCCUUCUAUUCUUACCUAUUUCGCUUAGUAAUUCAUACCUGAUAUAGCGAUUUUACCAAUUUUUAGCAACGGUUCCAUAAAACCUCAAGUGUAAUAUAUUUUUAGUUUGUUUGGGCACGUCUAACGGCCGAACUGCUGCCGGCGCAUUGGUAAAUGAGACAAGAUACGAAAUGUUAUUGAAGAGUUUUGUUCGUUGUAAACGAAUCAUUGGUAAUUUGGAGAUUAGUCACAUUAGUCAGAGGGAUCUUAUCUUUGAUGUGGACAUACGACGAUUGCCAAAUGGGACGGAGGUGCAGACGAGGAGGACACCGUUUUGGUUUUUACAUGAUUUAGAAGAGGUAUUUUGAUUAACUUUGAUAAGAUUUGUUGUUAACGUCCAUUACAUUAUUUUUUUGUUACCUAAAAAUUUUUUAGUAUAAAGUAAAAAAUUAUUUAUUAAAGAAUGUAUAUUGUAAAUAAAGCUGUAAAAAGUGGUGUUUGAAAACAAUUUUCAAAUAAAAAACGAUUAAACCGAUAUUAUUUUAGAUAACGGGAUACCUGUUGUUGUACAACGUCGAAGUCAAGGAAAUAUCGUUCCCAGCGUUGAAGAUCAUAUGGGGAGACAAGUUACAUGAUGGAAAUUCUUUACAGUUGGAUUCUAAUCCUUUUUUGAAGGUUGUAAAUCUACCACAGUUGAGGGAAAUACAUCAAGGAAAGAUAUUGAUAAGGAGAAGUCCGAGGCUUUGUUUUUUCAGGCAAACGGUCGAUUUUAGCGAGGUAAAUAUAAUUCUUAAUAGCUUAAGAGUCUAAAAAACUCAUGUUGAUUAAAAUUGUUACUUUUUAUUUGAAAAACAGCAACAUUUAUCAAUUUUUAAAAAAUUUUUGGAACUGAUGGUCAAGUACAAUAUAAAAAUUGCUUUUUUAGUUACUAGGCUCUGAUUAUCAACAAAGGCUGGUCUUUGUUGAUGAAAACGCUCCGGAUUGUGCUGGUGAAUUAGUUUGUCAUUCUCAAUGUAACGGAAAUUGCUUUGGACCAACUGAAAAGGAGUGUCAGACAGGUAGGUAUUGAAGCCGAAGGGAAGAUUUUCUAGUUUUUUGGACAUUUUCAGCCUCGAUUUAAUUUUUUCUAUCAAACCACAUUUCUAUACCUAAAAACUUACAGUAUACCGUCGACAAUGUUUGGGCUGCUCAUCUGGUCAAUGUUAUCAAGACAAGGCCAACAAUACCCAUUGUUGUGAUGAAGCAUGUCUUGGCGGGUGCUAUGGUGAUGGUAAAGAUCAAUGUGUGGCCUGUUUGAACUACGAAGAAGAUGGUCGAUGUGUUACGGAAUGUAGAGGUACUUCGAGGUACAAUAGUGCACUGAUGAUAAUGCAACCCAUGCCUGACAGUGAGAAAAGGUACUACUACGAGAAGCACUGUGUACAACAAUGUCCGGCUGGCACGUUGAUUGAGGACCGGUAUUGUGUUGCCAGGUGUAGCGAGGGGAAGUACAGGGAUCCGAGUGGUAAGUGGUGGUAGGGAGGAAUAUGUUGGGGGUGGGUAUGGUUAAAGUAGGGUAGUUUUAUUAAGAUAGGGUCUAGGUACCGUAGGGCAUAUGUAGGCCUUAAGUAUCAUACAGUAUGACCCAAGUAUGGUAGAUCACCUCAUCCCAUAACUUCUAGUUUCAAAUUUUAGGUGAUGAACGUCACUGUGUCCCAUGCGACGGUACAUGCCCCAAGGUCUGCACUCUGAACGAACCAAUCAACUCCCAUAACAUAAAACAACUGGUUAAUUGUUCGGAGAUCGAAGGCAAUAUUGAAGUACUGAACCACGUGUUCAGUCCACAUUUACCUCUACUCAAAUCACAUCAAAUGGACAAAAAUCGACCGGUCUUGAUCGAACCGUUGAAGUUGGAAGACUUGAAUAUGUUGAAGACUGUCAAGAUUGUCACUGGACAUGUUGCACUUGAUGGAGGCGUCAAAAGGGGUGGGUAUUUAAUAAAUUGUUGGAGUUUCGAGUAUCUUUGAAUUGACAAUGAGAGGAAUGAAUUGAUAAUGGCAGGUUUAUUUAAUUUUGAAGAGAAAUUAAAAUUGAAGGUGGGGCGCAGGUUGGAAAGAUUAUUGCAGGCUGCGGGGACAUUUUAUACAAUCGGAUGUUUUCAAAAAGGAUUGCGUUGUAAAAUACGGAUUGUUGAAUAGUUUAAAAUAUAAAAUAAAAAUUUAUAUUGAGUAUAGAAAUAGUAGAUAGUAGACAAAGUUUAGAAAAAGUUAGAUUUUAUAUCAUUCAUGGCUCUGAUCUCAUGGAUAAUAUAGUUUUCUGGUUGUUUUUGACUCAAACCUGAAGGUUUUUUUGAUAUUUGCGAAUUUAUAUAAUUAAUAUUGGUUUAAUCUUUAAAAAUCAAUUGAUUUAAUACAACAAAAAAUGAACAAUCAUUUAAAAAUGGCGGAUUUUAGGAGCUGACGGACCAAGAUCACUUGAUUUCCUCGAAAGUUUGGAAGUAAUCGAAGGAAGAACACUAUACUUCAAGAAAUAUUCGAUAUAUGCCAUUGGCAAUGAUUAUUUACAGUCUUUGGGAUUGAAUUCAUUGAGAAAGGUGGCUAAUGGAGGGGUUUCGUUGACCAAAAACAAGAAUUUGUGCUAUGGACAAGGUAUACCAUUCAAGAAGCUGUAUGGCAUCAAGGACAUUGUCAUAAAGGAGAACAUGAACAACCAGACUUGUGGUGGGUUUGGAAUUUACCUCUUGUUAAAUAUAAAAAAAAAUUUUGAUUUAAAAGGUUAAACAAGUCUUGUCGCCGAUUUACAUUAUUUUUAAUGGUCAGAAACGACAAGACUUUUUUAGACUUUUUCAGAGUUAUAAUUAUAUAUCAGAAAUAACUUCUUUGUCGUUAUCAAAAAUUACUCCGUGUUUUACAUUUCCAGAGCACCUGGGCCGAGUAUGUGAUUCAACUUGUCAUCCCGAAUAUGGUUGUUGGGGGCCAGGACCAGCUCAAUGUGUAAAGUGCUUGAACUUUACAAAAGACGGAUAUUGUUCCGAGACUUGCCCUACUCAUGAUGGGUAUGUUUUUAGUUUUUGGUGUGGUUGUAUUAGGUUGCUCGAAUAAUUUCGUGCCUUUCUCAAAUCAAGUUUUUGUGUGGACAUAGGAUUAUUUGAACAACUUAAUGAAUUUGAACUUUUGGCUUAAUUUUAACGAUUUUUUGACAUUUUUUUGAAAAUUUUAAUUUUUCGAUUAGAAAAAAAAUGUUUUUGAGAUUUUAAGCUGAAAUUUGAAAUUUUAGGUAAUAAUUUAGUAAAAUAUGGAUGUUUUUUGAAUUUAGGAUUAAUUAUUAUAUGUAAAUGGUAUAGAAAGAACAAUAAAAUUGAAAAAUUUUUAUAAAUUUUAAAAAAAUUUAAAUUAGCGAAAUUUUAAGAAGUUUAACAAAAAUCACUUUCAGAUACUUUAUACCACGCCAAAACCGCGCCGAAUGCAAACCAUGUGCCGAUGAAUGUCUCCGCUGCAACGGUCCAACCGACUCGGAUUGCACACGUUGUCGGUGGUUUGAAAUGCCAAAAACAGUCGGUAACAAGAUGAAAUGUGUCCGCCAAUGCCCAGCGGACACUUACCAGGAAUCGCAUCAAUGUAAGAAAUGCAACCCAGCUUGUUACGAGUAUGGUUGUACUGGAAAUGGCACGUUUUUGGGCAUGGGAGGCUGCAAUAAGUGCCUGUUUGCGGUCAGAAAUGGCAAAGGAAUCAACUGUUUAAUGGGCGAAUCAGAGGAGACUGUUUGUAAGAAUAAUGGGUAUGAAGAUCAUCAUCUUAGUCUGGCUUCGACUAAGGAUAAAAAUACUAAAUUUGUGAGUUUUAACGAUUAUUUGAACUUAAAAAUAGUUUUCGGCGUUGUUUAUGCUGUACUUACCUCUAUAAACUUUUAAUAAAGAUAUUUUUAAAAAAAUUUUUAAAUUUAAAAUAAGAUUUUUUAUGGUAUAAUUAUAGUAAAAUUAAUUUUAGAUGUGUGAGAAGUGUCCAGAAGAGUGCAGCUCAUGUUCAAGAGCAACAACAUUAGCCAACGACUGUGAAUGUGCCAAGUUCACUUUGAUAACACCUUUGAGUUACAUGUUGAAUGGGUCGGAUCUCAUGGAUUUUCCAGAUGAAUGCACGCUGACUUGUGGACAGUAAGUACUGUUUUACUAUAGCAUCGUUCUUUAUCUUGUUUUACUCUGUUCUAUAUUACUCUCCUAUCUUAUGCCUUGCUCUAUGACGUCCUGCUCUAUCUUACUCUACCUUAUCCUAACCUAUUUGCCUUAUUCUAUCUUAUCCUACUCUACCCUAUUUACUCAACCUUACUCUAUUUUAUUCUACUUUACUUUAUACUUCUUACCUUACUUUGGCCUACUAUACCCUGAUCUAAGUUAGCCUACUUUACUCUAUUCUAACCCUACGUUUACCUUUAUUCUGCUUUACCAUACUAAAUUAAAUUGUGUUGUUCAGAGGCUCUCGACUACUGGAGAAUUCGAACAACGGUACAGGACAGAUCUGUGAACGAUGUCAUGAACUAUGUGAUCCAGAAUUCAGCUGCUUUGGUUCGACUGAGUUUGAAUGUGAACAGUGUCGAAUUGGAGGAAUAUACACAGACGAUGACACUAUAGUAAGCUAUUUUGUCAAAGUUACUUAAUUUUUGAAUAUUUUAGUUUACUGUAGGAUUACUAUAAUGUACUUUAAUUUGUACAUUUUUGAAAAAACUGAACUUUUUUGGGAUUUAAAGGUACAAUAGUGGUUAAAAUACAGCUUUUUUUAUCAGAAAAUCUGACAUUAUCUUGUAGGAAUGCCUACCAGCAUGCCCAGACGACCUACCCUAUCCAUACCUUGGCGUAUGUCGAGCAGAAGACACAGAAGCUAUUUUAGCAAGACGUCGCAAACUUAUCAUUGGAGUGGUAGCAGCGGCUUUCAUUCUAGCUUCGGUCAUAAUACUGAUCUUGGUGUCGAGAUGUGUAAAGUACAGAAAGAAGUACGAAAAGGAGGCCAUGAUGCAUAUGCCUGAGAUCCCUGAACUCGAUACUAAUAAGGUAGGGGGAGGAAUUUUUAAAAUUUUUGAAAGAUGUUUAGUUUUUUGGUAAUAAGUUUAUGAUUUUGAGGAGUUUAGGUAAUAAAACGUUAAAGAAAGAUAUAAAUUAAGAAUUGAAAAUGAUUUAGGUAGUAAAACCUGAAAAAGUGUUUUUAGGUAACAAAAUUUAAAAAUUUGGCGUUUUUUCUUAAAUAGAAAGUUGAAAAACUUUGGAAUCUUCUCUAGAAAAUACAAUAAAAAUUGGAUUUCAGAGAACACAACGGCCGAAUAUGGGCAGAUUUACUCUGAUCAGUACGGACGAAUUGGAUGAUACUGGAAGAAACAUCCUUGGCCAAGGGGCUUUUGGCAUUGUUUAUGCUGUAGGUUUGCUUGUUUUUUAAAAUAUUUUGGUUUUCUGGCAAAAAAGUAUGGAAUUUUGUUUUUUGAGGUCAAAAAGUUUAUGGAAAUGUGUUUUUUAUAUAUUAUACUAUCUUACUCUUACUACUAUAUAUUUUGUUAAAAUUUCUUUGACUUUUAAAAUUUUUUAAACUUUUUUAGAACUUUUUAGUAUUUUCAUAACUUUAUCAAUCAUUAUAGGGCAAAUGGACCCCACCAGGCAGAAACACCUCUAUCCCAGUAGCCAUCAAAGCCAUAAACCCAGCCGAAACCAAGAAUGUCACAGAGAACGAGAUGCUGAAAGAAGCCGGUGUCAUGGGCAAGGUCAGACACGAACAUCUUCUCCCCCUCGUAGGGGUCUGUUUCGCCAAAUCUGGAAUCAAAAUUAUCACAAUCUUGCGACCGUUGGGCUCUUUACUCAAGUUCCUACAACAAUAUAAACAACGAUUGGGAGCGAAACAACUCGUACUCUAUCAGUACCAAAUCUCAUCGGCCAUGGAGUUCUUGGCCAGGAAGAAGAUUGUCCACAGAGAUUUGGCUGCUAGAAACGUGUUGGUUAAGAAUAUUAACCAUGUUGAGGUUACUGACUUUGGUCUAGCACAGUUAUUGCAAAACAACGAGAAUACUGUGGUUAUUAAGGAGGGCAGGGUGGCGGUUAAGGUAGGAUGCUUUGAAACGUUUUGCAAAUUUUUAUUUUUUUUAAAUUUAAAGUGGCAUUUAACUUUUUUUUUCACAUUUAAGCUAGCUUUUUAAAGCUUUAGGGAUAUUUUUUAAAUUUUAAACAAAUUUCGAAAUUUUACUUUUAAUUUGAGGUAGAUUUUAAAUUUUUGAAAAUUUAAAGGUACUGUAACUUACUGUGUUCUUAUGACUUUAUUUUUCAGUGGCUAGCCCUAGAAUCCUUGAGAUCGCACGUUUUCAAUGAAAGAACUGACGUCUGGGCCUUUGGCGUUACAUGUUGGGAGAUCUUGACCUUUGGAGAACCACCGUACCGUGAGCUACAGGCCAUUUUACAGCCAAUCACUACGAAUUACAACUUUGCCACAGAAUUUGCGAAUUUACUGGAAAGAGGUCACAGACUAAAACAACCUUUCAACUGCUCACAGGAACUCUACGAACAACUUUUGAACUGUGGGUUUUAAAAGAAAUUUAAAUUUUUGUUUGAUUUUUAAAAAAUUUUUUAUUUUUUUUAUUUUAAUUUUUUAAUUUUUAAAAUUUUUGAUUUUUUUGCAAUUUUCCAGGCUGGCUAAACGACGCCGAAAGUCGCCCGACCUUCCGUCAGCUAAAAGAGAAGUUCGAAAGCUUUGCCCGAGCACCCCACCUCUAUGUCCAAGAUCGACAAGCAGUCAGUCAAAUGGAAUCGAUAUCUGAUAAGGAACAGCGGUCAAUGAUCGAACAAAUGCUUCAGGACAGUGACUUUGAGAAUCCAUUAGAGCUGGAUCCAACCGAUUAUGGUCCGAUUCGACGGGGUAGAAGCGAAAAUACGGAAGAAACUUUCCUUCCAGACACUCCGACUAGCAGUCAGUUUGGCCAUAGGAAUCCGGUAGGGGUUUUUUGUAUUUUGGGGGUGGAGAGCGUUUUUUUUAGAUUUUAGGAGGAGGGAGGGGGGGGGGAGUGUAGUUGUUUUUUGGUUUGGAGGUGGUUUGACCUUCAGUACUACACGGUACUGUUUUGUAGCUAAAAAAUAUUUUAUGAUAUUAUUUUAGUUUGGUGACAGAAGCAUCAGCAUGAACUCAACCAUGCCUCGAACCUCUGAAAGUCAACGAGAAGACAGCUAUCUUCAACCAAAAUGUGCACUUGAACCAACGGAGAACGGCACGGUUUACACGCCUGUCAUUGUUAAUUCGAGUGGUAAGGCUUCAAAAAGAUAUUAUUAGAUCUAGUUUACAGAUUUGAAAUUUUUGGUUUUGGCUCUAACCCCGGCUUUGCGUUUUUUUGGUUUUGAGUUUUGGCUUAAUUUUUGGCUCGGCUUUUUUCAAGUUUGUUUUGGUCUGACCUGGGGCUUGAUCGGACUUAGCGGGUUCUCUGCCUGGUCUAGUUUCUUGGCAUUUUUGUUUUUUUAUUAUUAGAGGUUUUGUAACACAAGGUUGACAAAAGCUAGAGCAACGACGGCCUCAUGGGAAGGGGUUUCUACUAUUUUUAAAAAAUCUGUAGCGAUGUCAAUGCGCUAGAGGUACCUAUAGCUAUUGAUAUACUAAGUUAAUAUACGACUUUAAGACUCUCCAUCCCACGAAUACCUCAACGAUCCCUAUCAAAAGCUGCUUCAGUCCAACAAUCAUAAUGGCAAUGUGGAAACCGCCUUUUGA